CCGGCGGCGGGCAAAGCGAAAGUAGUCUCGGCGCGCGCCGGAUCGAACGCCACGGCGCGCACCUGCCUGGGAUACGCGUUCCGCCGACGCUCGAGCGCGCAGACGGUGUCCCGGGAAUGCGCGUCAGGUGAGCGCGUCGCGUGUGUUGCCUGCACCGCGGACCCGCCGUCCAUCUGCACCACAGAGGCCGCACUCGUUUUGCGAAGAUCGCCGGCGGAUCGCGGAGUGUGUACUGCGAGAAAAAGGCCGCGAAGGCGUCGGCAGCAUGUGGUUUCGGCAGCCUUCGCAAGUGCUGUGCCCUUUGCGGGCGGCGGCCACCUGUUCCACGGCGCCGGCCUGAGCCCCGGUCGUCUUUGAUGCGCAAACAAGCUUCGACACACUCGGCAACAAAGGGUUGGGAAUGUGCCAGCUCGUCGACGAUCGGGGAUUAGGAGGAGACCAGAAGCCAAAGCCAACGUAAAGCGUACCAUUCAUGGCCCACUUCGCAGUGAAAUGAUGCAACACUGGAACAGCAACUGUUUGGUGACUCCUUCGACCUGCUACGCAUACUCUGGAGGUGUCGUCCACUUGCCAUUGAGGAGGACUGGGCGACUUCGUUCCCCGAUGGACGGCGCGAGUGGCUCCAACUGGACGGACGUCGGCGACAACGAAGCCGGCGGUCCGUUCUCGUCGGCCACGGUCACGGCGUCGGUGUCGGGCUCGUCGCUGUCGACCAGCUCGACGCCGUCGCCGUACCUGUACCACGGUGGCCGCGUGCUCUACACCACGUCGACCCUGACACCCGAGGCGGCCCGGUCGCAGUACUACGCCGCUUACGACCCCAUGACGGGGCUUCGCAUCGCAGCCACCCUCGGUGCCAUCAUCACGCUCUUCACACUUUUCCUCAUCUACAAGAGCAAGUGCCGGCCCGCCAAGCCCACGGAGCCCCAGGAGGGCGUCUAGCAAGCGAAAACGGGAGAGGUGGAGGGAGGGGGCAGCCGACGUGGUCACCGCCCCACAGGCACGCACGUGCAGAGUAAUAACGCUCACGUACCGGGUCCCUUCAGCGUACUUCGCGCCAAUAAGCGCGAGUUACAGUCGACUGCAGAUUUUUUUAGAAGGCCAAAAGUUCCCAAGAGUGAGUUACACUUGACGACACCUGAGCCCGGUAAGCUCAAUGAGCUCCUUAAUGUAUCACGAAUGCACCACGGCUACGAAUGAACCCUGGUCACACCAGAAAAGUCUGGCAGCACUUGGCGAAUCCGGUACCUGCUAUGUUACGCGGUCGAACUACAUGAAAAAUCAUGCCAUUUCUUGUUUCGAUACAGAAGUAAGAUUUGGGUCUCACCUAACUCUUCUUCCUGAUUGCGAGUUUUCCUGAACAGGUAACCGAGACCUUUCUUUUCUAUUCCUUUUUCUUUUAACGAUCAUUAUGCGAACAGUGGAGUCAUCUGUGCCCUAAGUACAUUGCCUACGUGCUAGAUACGUCUUUCUUUUAAUUUCUCCUUUUGCUCAGCCUUAUGAAACUCACAGACAUACGCUCAUGCCUGGAGCGUGCUUGCAGUUUAUAGAAAUUGAGGUAUCGCCGCGUGCCGCCCUGCGUAUUAGCAGCAUAACGUGUGCGAAAAUUCUGCGGAGCGUCCAAAAUUAAAAUUAUGCAAGAACUAGUUUUGUGUCCAGGUGCUGACUUGGACCUCUGAAGAGCGCAAGUUUCGGGUGCGGCUAAUGUGAGAUUCAGAAAGAAAGCUUAUUUUUGCUCGCAAGCUUAUCUCUGGUAAGAGCAAAGAGCAGAAACCCUGCGGAGUUCCGCGCUCACCCAGCAAACGGUGUGGCCAGUCUUUAUAACUGGGGCCGAGCGCACGUGUUUAAGAUUGGCAGCACUUUUUUUUUAUUUGUUUUGUGUAUCUCUUCAUAACUGUUAUUGUCAUAAAGAAGGUCCUCAUUCCAUUGGUGUAGACGGUCAACCUUUGAUUCUUGCUGUUGUCAAGACACCAUUUGUGCUACCUAUUUGGCCACACAUAACAGACCUGUGCAUGUUUCCAGCUGGUUCGUCGAACACUGAGACGUGCUCCGCGUAUGCGGCGCUAUCCGAAUUACAAAAUGUUGCCUCAAGUAGAAGCUUAGCGUUGUUUUUAAUUUAUACAUCAAGACAGAAUUUGUUUGUGUGCCCACAUUCAAGCAGCAAUUUUCGUGGAGGAAAAGUCGGAGGCGGUGACUAGAUGCUACCAAUUUGGGACAAGGGUUCACAGUCCAAGCGUGACGUGGAAAACCUAUAAUUUACUCGCAGCAUAAGCAGACACUGGGUGCAGCGUACGCUGAAUCGUGCUGUGAUUAUUUCAGUCUUACGCAAUGUGCCACGGCCUCAAGGAGUACUACUUUUCACAGCAGUUGCAAUUGGCCGUCUCAGUUUUACGUACACCCACUCACAAAAGUUUUCCGAAUAAGAAAGCUAGAAAGAAAUUCAAAUACUACGCAACUGACGCAUGUAUCCCGGAUCUGUGGCAUGCUUCACGAACUCGAGUCUGGCACAUGUGCCGUGUACCUCUUGUCCUGACUGUACGCUUAAGCUGUGAAACAUUUAAGCCGCUCCGCAUGGUUUAUGCAUUGUGAACGCUCUUGUGGGCAGAUUUGCACCUAUGGGCUAUGGGUAUCGAGCUCAAGCCAUCAUGGCAGCCAGUCUAUGCUAAUUAAGGCGUGGCUUGAGUUUUUACAUCACAUGGCAGUUGCAGAAUUGUCGUUGCCUGCAUGUACAGUGCUCAAUAGCCUGCAUAAUGUGCGUUAUAUUCUUCAUUUGCAUAGCAGGGGCGCUCUAACGUAAAACUAUUCCAAACAUUUCUAUUCCAAUUCUGCAAUCAGCCUUCCGCGAUUGGUCAAAAACUUUUUUGGGCCACGCCCACUUCAACUGUAGGUGACGCGGCGUCACGAGAACCGCGAUAGCUCCCCAUCUGAUAUGACGUGUACACUCUGAUUAUGCAUGAUUUUACCGAACAAAACAAAAAUAGUUAUUUCUGAUUCGAAGCCUUUUCCGCACUAGCCCUCGGCUAUUGGUCAAAAGUUUUCGGGCAGCACCCACUUCACCUGCCUGUCACGAGACGUCACAAAACUGCAAAAACUCACCGCGUCAGAGUGACGUGUACGCGUCAAAGAUGCAUUAAUAUGCCGAACAAAACUGAAUUUUCUUCUGAAUAACCGCUGGAUGCCCCCUUCCGAAAGGAAUAAAAGAUGGCUGCUGUCGAUCGCUGAUGCAUUAGCUACUCGCACCUGUGGGAGAGCAUGAGUUUAUUUGCGUAUAAUGAAACAUUUUGUGUAGCUGUGUAACGUUUUCGAGCACUUUCGGAACGUUUACGACCGCGUUCUGCCAACUCUUCUUUGGUGAGGAUCCGUUUUAGUGUCAUUCUUAAGCUUCCGUUGCAUGCCGCCGCGAUUGUCGACCAGCCACCGCCAGCUAAGUAAGGGAAAGCGGACCAAUCUCAGACGCCGGCACCACCCUCUUCAUCCAGUUAUUGAUAUUCAGUGCAGGGGCUCGGCCCCAUUGAAUCCCUCUCCACUUAAGCGUGCUCCUCACCUCUUGUCAGCCAAUUAGAUAAGACAAGCCGCUCAGUGUAGGCAAUGUUAUUCGUUUUUCAAGCAAACAAAAGUAACCUCCUAUGAACGAGGAGAGCGUUUGAUUGGUCUGCUUAGACCAAUCAACGGGUGACCGCCCGAUGCUUGCGUCAGCGGUUACGCAAAUUUGACGUCAGGAAAUUGGAAUAGAAACAUAUUGGAAUAGUUUUACGUAAUAGGACCCCAGUAGUCGUCGAAGAUCGGAGCUUGUGUUAAAAGCUCGGCUGAAUUCAUCUAAGGGUCUCCAAGCUGUGCAAAGAUUUGAUGUGCCUAUUGUCUACAGCUCUGGUCUUCUGUCUGCCAUUUUUCAAACCAAUGCGGCUCUGAAUGGUUUGUCAAAACAUGGCUGGUGGUUCCUUUCACCAAGCCAGAGCGUCUAAAGCCCAUGUGCUAAUUAAUUCUGAGCGAGUCUUCGUGGAUUAUUUAGUGCAAACGAAAAUAAGAAUUAAAUAAAACGAGUUUGUUCUC
Dermacentor andersoni is the source of this 4050-nucleotide messenger RNA. RefSeq lists its product as uncharacterized. The record is from RefSeq and is a predicted model, not a curated record. NCBI's taxonomy places the organism in Eukaryota, Metazoa, Arthropoda, Arachnida, Ixodida, Ixodidae.